AUGAUCUUUUCGGAUAUUGAGUGUAAAGGCGAGGUUCGCAUGAUAGCCGGAUCGACUCUGACCCAAGGAGAUGCAUUUGAGCUCUUCAUCAGCAUUGUUGCGAUUUACAGUCACAUUAGGAAAUUUCAUGAAAAUCCAGAUCUCUACCACCAGCCCUAUGGUGCGGAGAGAUUCACUCAACUCUUGUCUCGAUCCCGACAGGCGGAUGCAGAAUUCAUAGAGCUCACAUCAAAAGCAGCUUGGGGCUGGUUAUUCAUCACAGGAGUGUUAAGCCACCUCAAGGAGAGGAGAAUGAAGUGCAUUUUGGGAGACGAUUUGCUUGAGUUGCAUGCUCUCUUUAAUCCCAACCAAUUUAUCGCAUCGUUUACUUCCCUCGACGCCGCGAAGGACGCCGCCUCCAUUGUCAACUCGCGCUGCGACUUGGGAGAGGCCGUGGCCCUUGUGAUGCAUGAGACUGAGGCUGUUGAGCUCUUACUGGGAGCAUCCCACACGAUGUAA
Molecule: messenger RNA, 498 nt
Organism: Hydatigera taeniaeformis
Lineage: Eukaryota; Metazoa; Platyhelminthes; Cestoda; Cyclophyllidea; Taeniidae
Source: the annotation of a GenBank genome assembly